AUGAGCGUGAAGUUGCCUCACGUGGCAGUCCUGCUGCUGCUGGUGGUGUUCUGGGUGGUGCUCGUCGCCGGCUUCACCACGACCCUCUUCGAGUCCCCGGCCCUGCACCUGACUAAUGUGGGUGCCGCCAGAGUGCACAGCAUUUCCCUCCUCGGGGUGACGAUGCCGGUGAACCUGACGCUGCCAGGUGCCAGCGUGGACGUGAUGAUCAAGCAGGACAUGUUCCACGUGUACUUCAACCUGGACCUGCUGCUGCCAAUAGGGCUGGGGGAGGAGCAUGUGGCGAUGAAGUACAAUCUAGAUGAUAUACCGUGCAAGGAGUACAGCAGCAACUACAAAGUUGGGCAGGUCUUCUCCCUGUUAGCCAUCUUUUCCUGCCUCUUCACGAUUCUCUUCGCAGUUGGUGUCAUGUUUACACAUGUGAUGCGUCCCUUUCUGUGGCUCACCGCGUGGACCACCGCCAUCUUCACCUCGGUGGCGACCUCCGUGUUGCUGAAGACGCUGUGUGACGGCUUCUGCCUCGACAACCCCUCGCAACGAAUCCCGGAGGCGGUCUCCUUCGCCGUGCCGUCGGGAGGCUUCGCGCUCUACAUAAUGGCGUCUCUUGCAUUCGGCUCCAUCGCCGUCAUCACAGCAUGUGCGUGA
This is a messenger RNA of Trypanosoma grayi, 645 nucleotides long. RefSeq lists its product as hypothetical. The record is from RefSeq and is a predicted model, not a curated record. Lineage: Eukaryota; Euglenozoa; Kinetoplastea; Trypanosomatida; Trypanosomatidae. Bases 1 to 645 code for a protein of 214 amino acids. The transcript has a single exon.